Trachymyrmex cornetzi is the source of this 1315-nucleotide messenger RNA. RefSeq lists its product as uncharacterized. The transcript has 3 exons. The record is from RefSeq and is a predicted model, not a curated record. Bases 450 to 824 code for a protein of 124 amino acids. NCBI's taxonomy places the organism in Eukaryota, Metazoa, Arthropoda, Insecta, Hymenoptera, Formicidae.
CAACGUACCAGAUACCGAGUCGAGGCCUUAGUGGAGGUCUUGCAAUUGCAAUACGGAAGGAUAUAGAUUUUAACAUAAUUUCCGGUUUCCGGGGUUUGGAUGGUGGUUUUGAUAUUCUUGGAAUUAGAACCAUUAAUCUGAGUAUCAAUUUUAAUGUUGUAUCUGUGUAUCGUCGACCAGGAGGCUCUCUCAGGGUCAAUGACUUUAGACCCCUUUUUGAUUUUGAUCCAGGUGGCUGUAAAUCUAUUUUUUAGGAGAUUUUAAUACGCAGAAUACUUUGUGGAAUUGUGAAAAUAUGGAUACUAUUGGGGAAUCUUUACAAGAGGCUAUGGAACGCAGGGAUUUUAUGUGUGUUAAUAUGGAUACAUGCUCCCGUAUUGGAGCUAUUGGAGAGAGAGAGACUCUAAUUUGGAUCUAUUAUUCUGCUCUGCUGCUGUUUUGGAUAAUAUAUGUAUAAUCAGCUAGAUGAUACAUGGGAUAGUGAUCAUUUUCCAAUUGUUUUUAAAUUGGAAACUCAUCGAGGGAUAUAUAGUAGUGAUGGAUUGUCUGUGCGGUACUCUGGUUUUACUAAAGUACUGACAGAUGCUGUUCAUGAGGCGUCUGGUCGUCGUCCGAACCAAUUGAGUAGUGGAAAACGGAUUAGACGAGAAAAAUCUGGUAACCCUAACAGCUGGUGGGACAAAGAUUGUGAUAAUGCCGUUAAUGACAGGAAGAUGGCUUUGAGGGAAUUUAAGAGAAACAAAUGUUUAAAUAAAUAUAUUGAAUAUAAAAGAUGCAGAGCGGUGGCCAGGAAAAUCACGAUUAUGCGUAUAAAGUUAGCUUGAAAAAACUCUGUUCGUCUUAUACUGCUGAAGCCUUUGCUAUCAAGGCUGCUUUAGAGAUCAUUAUAAAUCGGAACUCGGAACAUUGUAUGGAUUUGAUAGUUUUUCCGAUUGCAAAUCGGUUUUGGAGGCCAUCAAGAAUAAUCAUUUCAGUGUUUAUAAGAAUUGCUAUAUUACAGAAAUCAGAAACUUGCAUUACAGACUCAAGAGGAUGUAUAACAUUAAGAUUGUUUUUGUGUGGGUGCCAUCGCAUAUUGACAUUUUAGGUAAUGAAACGGCGGAUGAAUUAGCCAAAGAAGUUGCAUCGGAAGAAGAGGAUAGGAGUAUAUAUAUAUAUAUAUAUGUACCGAUACAAGAUUUAAGAAGAGUAUUUAAGACAAAAACAUGGAACUAUACAUAAGAAACGAUAACAAGGGAGGCAUUGUAUAAAGGAAAAUUUUAUUUUGAAAAUUAUUAUGAUAUCAAUGAAACAAAGCCUACCUCUGUCAAGCUAG